CCCAGUGUGACUGUCCUCUCUGGCGGAACCUGACCAACCAUGGUGAAUUUGGGCCUGUCCCGAGUGGAUGACGCAGUGGCCGCCAAGCACCCGGGGCUCGAGGAAUAUGCCGCGUGCCAGUCGAACGCCUUCAUGAAGGGCGUUUUCACCUUUGUCACAGGCACUGGUGUGACUUUCGGCUUGCAGCUGUUCAUUAAGCGGAAGUUUGCAUACCCUGUGCAGUGGAGCUUGCUGGUGUCUGCUAUUGUAGGAUCUGUGGCCAGCUACAAAGUGACAAAAACGGAGUCUCAGAAAUGCAGAGAUCUCUGGAUCUUCCUGGAGACAGGUCAACUCCCCAAAGACAUGAACACAGAUCAUCACAACUAGAUGAGCUCUGGCUGCUUAGGGUGUGGAGGAUCUGAAGAGGCGAAUCCUGGAAUACAGACUGCAACACUAACUCCAGGCUGGUCCUUCCUACCUCGCCAAACACACACACACACACACACACGCUCUUGAGUAUCACCUGUCCCCCACACGUGUGUUUAGGCAGGCCUGCCUGACAACCAGUUCUAGGACUCGCCCAGGAGUUUAGCUCAGAAAAGGGCUUGGAA
Microtus oregoni (creeping vole) is the source of this 590-nucleotide messenger RNA. It is a transcript of the gene Tmem141, whose product is annotated as transmembrane protein 141. NCBI's taxonomy places the organism in Eukaryota, Metazoa, Chordata, Mammalia, Rodentia, Cricetidae. The coding region runs from base 40 to 366 and encodes 108 amino acids. The record is from RefSeq and is a predicted model, not a curated record. The transcript is spliced from 5 exons.